AUGUUGAUCAUUUUCUGCAUUCUGUUUUUCAUUCCUCACUCAUUUGCUUUCUCACUUCCCGAUCCAUACACCACAUUUUCCAAACUCAACCUUCCUCCGGGAGUAAAUGGUGGUUCAGUUUCCCUGGAUCCAUUAAAUCAAGGUCCCUACGUAGCUACUAGUGAUGGCAGAAUUCUCAAAUACAAUGGUAGUGAUUUCAUGGAUUUUGCUUACCUUUCUCCAAACAGGGAUAAUCUUCUAGGAAUUCCUGCUCCUCUAGGAGAUUCAACUGGAAGAAUAUUAGAAUAUAACACCGUAACCGGAGAAGUGAGAGCAUUGCUAAAGGAUCUUCCCCGUCCAGCAGGACCCGCGGUUAGCGCCGACGGCACAUUUAUUGCGUAUGGUUCUUACAACACUCAACAAAUUUUCAAAUAUUACCUCCAAGGGCUAAAAGCCGGAACGACAGAAGUUUUAGUACCUGAAUUACCAGGUGCCCCAGGCAUAACAAAAAGAGCCGUGGAAUUUGGAUAUUUUUGGGUGGGAGUAAACCAAAUGGUUCAGCAGCAACCUACUCCUGUGGUUCAGGCAUAUGGUUAUAAGUUUAGUUCAAAUGGUAACGUAGUUCUGAUCAAGAAUUUCACUACGGAAUAUGGCAAUGCUCGAGUGAAUGUUGUGCAAGAAUACUUUAAUCUUCUUCAAGGUGGAACCUUGUAUGCUGGCUCGCGCACUUCAAAUUAUGUUGGUAAGUAUACCAAAUGGUGA
This is a messenger RNA of Oldenlandia corymbosa var. corymbosa, 741 nucleotides long. NCBI's taxonomy places the organism in Eukaryota, Viridiplantae, Streptophyta, Magnoliopsida, Gentianales, Rubiaceae. The record is from the annotation of a GenBank genome assembly.